Messenger RNA from Oppiella nova, 546 nucleotides. NCBI's taxonomy places the organism in Eukaryota, Metazoa, Arthropoda, Arachnida, Sarcoptiformes, Oppiidae. The record is from the annotation of a GenBank genome assembly.
GCCAAUGAUUAGUGUUUGAGUGGCCGACCCGACAGCAGUGGUGUAUAAUACUAGUCAAUGGGCUCAUUGGGACCGUACUGUCCGAGUUUCUGUGGCUAUGAUAUUGAUUGCGAUGUGUCUGAAGAGUUGGCCUGCUUUCUCACCUCAUCCCUGUUGGCCUCCCUGUCCGUCUCGUUGACCAUACCAUUAACAAUACUGAUGGACGGCCUACUGCGGGGCGUGUCGUACCCGCGUAUGUUCUUCUUGGGCACAAUUCCCCUCUACCUGUCAUUCGUAGCGAUCAGCGUAUUGUCUCAUUACGACUCGUGGGACCCGUUGGCUGAGCUGCUGCUGAGACUAGUCCGCCAUUCGGUGCUCCGGAAGCCAGUGAUCCGGGGGUCAGACCCGCUGUACAGCGAACAAAGUCAGUCACUCAUAGGCGACCAAAACAAUAGUAGCGCUUAAUUUGUCCUCUCAUUUGACGUGUAUUUUUUAGUUUAGUUUUUUUUAUUAAUUGCUUACUUUAUUUAUUUCGCGACAUAUGUUUUUUUGAUAUCAAUUCGCAUU